Molecule: messenger RNA, 816 nt
Organism: Fulvia fulva
Lineage: Eukaryota; Fungi; Ascomycota; Dothideomycetes; Mycosphaerellales; Mycosphaerellaceae
Exons: 2
Coding region: 1-816 (271 amino acids)
Source: RefSeq, a predicted model, not a curated record
AUGUCGGAGCCGUGCGAGUUUACCAUGGCCGCUACGGAGCCUGUGCCUACUACGAUGUCGACCGAGGAGCUUGCGCGCGGUCUUCUCGAGCGGCUAGCCGCAGGUGGCAAGCUAUCCCAUACCACUUCCACGAGUCUGACCACCGCUCUCGCAUCUGCGAUCUCCUACAGACCCGAGUCCAACACAACAGCAGCCCACGACGUCUUCCACAUCCCCGAGCUCCUCGAAUCAAUCCUCAUCAACAACAAUCUCACCACCAUCACGACCUGCCAGCGCGUCUCACGGCAAUUCCAAGCGACCAUUGCCAGCUCCGCCAAGCUUCAAUGUGGAGGGAAGAAAAAGAGCAAGACCUUCAAACCCGAGCUCAACCCCCUCCUCUCAGACCCAACCUUCUGCACCCGCCACGCCAUCAACGCCUUCACCUACGAGCUCCGCGAAGACAAAGACUUCCGCCUCCUCAUCGACAUCACCUUCGGCACCCUCGCCCAGCUCCGCGCCCUGAAACCAGGAGGAUGGCAGAAGCUCCUCCUCGUGCAGCCAGCUUCGAAGAGGCUGGAUAGGUGGAAUUUGAGCUUCACAUAUGGGGAGGGGAAGUUUACGAGGUCGGUGGGCAGGGGGACGUGGUGGGAUGCGGUGACUUUGGGGGAGAUGGUGGAGGUGUUGUUGGAGAGGUGGGAGGAGUUGGAGGGCGAUCCGUGGAUGAGUGUGAGUGAGUGGGAUCCGGAGAGGAGGGAUGUGGGGAAGGGGAGGGAGCAUGGGGGGAGGAAGGUGGUGGCGAAGAGUGAGGAGCAGGGUGGUGCGGAGGGUGUGGAUUGA